CACUGGUGGCAGUCCGGAGCGGUAGCGCUAGCUCAGUACAACGAAGAGGACCCAACGAGUCUACAUCGCGCGACUCUAUCGAAAGGAGAGAAAGAAAGAGAGAGAGAAAGACUGCACCUAAAAAUCAGCCAUUAUAUCUGGAGAGCGUCACCACAGCCUGGAGGGGGAACGAGGGAUUUGAUCAGCACCGUUAUUUUUUUCUUUUGUGUUUUCUUUUUUUUCUUUUCUGGGGGAAGGAUUGUGAACGUUUGUGUGCAAAGAUGAUGGUCGGGGAGAUGGAGGUGAAGGAGAGACCGAGGCCGAGUCCCGACUAUCUCAUGCAGUUAUUAAACGAGAAGAAGCUCAUGACGAGUUUACCAAACCUGUGCGGCAUCUUCACACACCUGGAGAGACUCUUGGACGAAGAGAUAACCAGAGUGAGGAAAGACAUGUAUAACGACACAGUGAACGGUCUGGUGGACAAGCACCCGCUGGAGUUACCCGAGGCAGUGGGACCCAUCGUACAUCUGCAGGAGAAACUCUUUGUACCGGUCAAAGAGUACCCGGAUUAUAAUUUUGUCGGGAGAAUACUUGGCCCUCGUGGACUCACAGCAAAGCAACUGGAGGCAGAGACUGGCUGCAAGAUCAUGGUGAGAGGGAGGAGCUCCAUGAGAGACAGAAAGAAGGAGGAGCAGAACAGAGGGAAGCCAAACUGGGAGCACCUAAAUGAAGACCUGCAUGUGCUGAUCACAGUGGAGGACACACAGACACGUGCCGAGAUCAAGAUGAGAAGAGCUGUUGAAGAGGUCAAGAAGCUACUGGUGCCUGCAGCUGAAGGAGAAGAUAAUCUAAAGAAGAUGCAGCUGAUGGAGCUGGCCAUUCUGAACGGAACAUACAGAGACACCAACAUCAAAACGCCCACCCUUGCGUUCUCUCUUGCAGCAGCGGCAGCGGCUGCUCAAGGCCCGCGUUUGAUCGCAGCCCCUGCGGGUCAGGUCCUCCCCCCGGCUGCCCUCAGGCCCCCCACUCCGGCAGGGACCCCCAUCAUGAACAUCAUUCGGCCCACUCAGAUGGCCACUGUGCUACCCAACGGCACCCCUACCUUGGUGCCCCCGACACCUGACGGGGGCAUUAUCUACACCACGCCCUACGAUUACCCUUAUGCCUUGGCACCCACGUCUCUGCUGGAAUAUCCCAUCGAGCACAGCGGAGUCCUAGGUAAGCGGGCGUGGGGGCUUGGCACUUCACCCUUUGGUGCCCCGCAAGAGGGCUUUGCUGGGGUGUUUUACGGGGGAAUGUUCGAUGGGGCGUCACCCGGCCCCGUUCAGGACUCAAUGAAAGGUGCAAUGGCUACUAAAGUGCGGAGACAUGAUUCACGGGUCCAUCCUUACCAAAGGAUAGUGACCACAGACAGAGCCGCCACCGGCAACUAACAAAUGACCUCUGAACUCUGAACUCUUCACCCAAUGAUGAGCCGCCCAAGCCUGCCUGCUGAUCAGAUUAACUGGUAAUUGCCUUUUGCUAGCCUGGUGGACGCAGAGAGAGAGGCACCUGUCCGAGCAGUGAUCCUAACACAAACCAACAUAAAACACACCAACCCUCCAUACCAACACGUUGUGUAGCGAUAACAACGAUGAUACUUUAUUAUUUUAUGUUGUUUUUUUAUUAUUAUUUCUUUCUUUUUCUUUUUAAACCUCAAAUGAAUGGGUGGAUGUUAACAGUGAUGUUGCGUUACCCAAAAAUCUGCACUGAAGUUUAAAAGCAAUAAAGACGCGUCUUCUGCUAAUCCAGCCCUUAAAUGCAUUUAUACUUGCAAAUCUCCAGUUAAAAAUAAAUAAAUAAAUAAAUGAUGACCCCAGUUUUAUCAGUCAUAACGCUAAACGGGGCAUCAGGAUCCAGAUUAUGUCUAUACGCUACACCACCCAUUUAAACUGUCAUUAUGAAUCAACAAAAGAAAAAGAAGGAAAGAAUCUGCACUCACACCAACUUGUGUAUUUCCUGUCCUUCUCUGAUGUAAUCCUGUGUUUUUCAGUUGAUGAGUUUUACUGUGCUGACACAUUCUGGGUGUGCCUGUCCAGCUGACUUAGAGCAUGGCUACAAUGACAGACUGCAAAAAGCUUGUUUUGAUUUCUUUGUUCUGUUACUUCUCCCUAUUUAAUUGCUUAUGUUUCCAUGUAUCUUAUUAGCGUUUGGCAAUACUUGGAGAUUUAUACGUGCUGCUCAUUGCAGUAUCUGUGCCAGCUCAUUAGGGGGCAGUAGGCAGAGUCAGGCAGGGCAAUAGCAGGUGAGAUUGGGGUGAAGUGUUUUUGGAGUCUUUAAAUCUAGGAUAUUCAGGGUUGGACAGCUGGGAUAUGAACCGGAAUCAGUUUACCGAACUAUGCCAUCCCAAAAACUCUCAACCCCUCCCCACAUACAGUGCCUGAACUUUCUACAAUUUUUUUUUUUUCUUUGAAUGAGCUGUGAGAUAAGAUGAAAAAAAAAAAAAAAGACAGAAAAAAAAGACAAAAAAAAAAAUGACGAAGUAUUAUGUGUGUGCAUUUAGCCAAAGGGUUUCCAUUUAAUGAAUUUCAUAUAUAUAUGAGUAUGUAUCUAACCGCCAAGGGUUCUGUCAUUUUAGUCUAGAGUUUGAAAAGGUUUGAUGUCAUGCCUCUAUCUGUUUGUUAUAAUAGUGAAUCAAAAAUGGAUGAAAUGGUGUUAUUGUCUCACAAGACGCUAAUUUCCUUGGAUAUACAAAAAAUAAAGAACACUAAAGAAGGUGAAUGAGGUAGACAGAACGGGGGAGGGCAUAACCUCACUGCUGUAUGUAUACACUUUUCUUUCGUUUCUGCUGAUUUAUUUACAAAAAGAAAAAGAAAAAAUUCAAAUCUUAAAUAUCUUUCCCCCUACCCACCUUCCAAAAAUUAGUCAGCUGAGCUGAAACAAAAUGCAGGUGUUCUUGUAAAUGCCUUUAUGAAUUUAAAUCCACAAGUGAGUUUUUUCGAUUUUUCAAACCCCCGAAUCAGAUAGCCCAUCCACAAUGUGUCCUGCACACCCCCAGCUACUGAGCCCACUCUCUCAUUUCUAUACACCCUCUCAAGAAAACAUAGGAUGUGAAAGCCAUGUCUGCCUGUUCGAAUUGCUUUAUACAUACAUGAUAUAUAUAUAAAAUGUAUACAAAUGUAGAUAUGUCAUUGCAUAUUAUAAUACAGAAAGAUCAAAAUUAGAUACUUUUACAGGGUGCUGGAGAAGAAAUAUAUAUUUUUGGCAAUUUUAGCUUUUUAUACUUAACUUGCAGUUACAAAAUAUGAAACGUAAUACAAAAAAAUAUAUAUAAAAACAUUUGUAGAGUAGUACAGCAAAAGGUGGUAAAGAAAUGUUGCGUGACUUUGGAUAAUAUUGGCCAGGGGGAAAAAAAGCAGACCAAAAUAGUCAAACCUUGGAAUGUUGGAGGAAUUGCAUGAUGCGAGAGGAGAAGAGUACAGUUAGAGAGAUAAGUGCCUUACAGACGGUCGUUUCUUUUUCCGAGUGUUGCAUUCUGUUCAAUAAUAUCCAGCACCAACUAGUGAGAGUGCAGAGCGAGGGAGGGUUUGUGAAGAGGAAGCACCCCAAGAGUUAAACCACAAGGCUGUUGCAGUGUUGUGCCACUGAAUCUAUUCUAUGCAAAGGAAUAGCAGUCAUUUGACCAGCUAACUAUGUGCCAUGAUUCGUCUUCCCAAAAUUAAGUUGAAGUCUUGUUGUUUUUUUUUUUUUUUUUUUUUUUUUUUUCCUUUAAUCCCUAUUUGAACAAAGUGUUUUAUUUUCUCUUUAUUUUAUUGCAUUAUUAUUCUUAUAUUAUGAGGACAAAAUCAGCAAUGCUGUCUAUGUAUUUGGUUACUGUGAUUUUUAAGAACAACUGCCAAUCAUUGUGGAAGUCUGCCAGGUGUUUUAGAAUGGAGAUUUCUGAAAGAAAUCAUUUAAUUGGACUUCACCUGAAACCUCCUCUUGUUUCAAGACUUGCAAACUGGAAACGUUCGAUCAUUUUCACAAUCAUGUUUGCUAAAACUUACUUAUUUUUAUGCCAAGGAAGUGAUUUUUUUUUUUUUUUUUUUGAAGAACGUGAGAGGGAAGGGCAGAAGGAAAAGAAGUAUUUAGCUCACUUUGGGAAAGGCCUUUUUGGUGUCUCACAACCGAUAUAUGUAGCUUUACAGUGCACUGAUCUGAGAAGAACAAAUAAUGCAGGGGGAGAUAAACUAUAGCAAUUUAUUAAGUAUUACUGAGAGGAAGGUCACAAGGAUGUCCAUCAGUGCCAAACCCAAACAGUCACACAAGAGCCGCAGUAUCAAAUCACGAUCUAAAGAUCAAAUCUCCCCCGAGCAGUUUUCAAUCGUUGAAACAACCGGAGGUGUUGGUCAGAUUUAAUAAGAUCACGUUCAACUUUGUGUCUUGUAACCCUGGCAGGCUCUGGUUUAGUCUUGUUCUUCACUUUUGUUACACGAAAAAGGUCAAUGUCUUGUUUUUCUCUCUUUUCUCAGUGUUAAAUACAUGUUUUUUACACAUUGAAAUAAUGAAAUGCAAUAUUAGAGAGGAGCAGAGACGACUACAGAGAAAUGGACAGUAUUAAACGAAUCCCCUCUGCCAUGUUACUACGUGCUGUUAAUGUUUUGGAGUUGGGUUUGUCUAUCAGGUGUAUGGAGAAAUCUCUUCCUGCCUGCCUACUACAUGUGUAAUAAUGUAAAUUACAGCCAUUGUUACAGGUUUCUAAUGUAUUUUUCUAACUUCAUUUUCUAUGUACAAGUCAUUUUUUCUGAUCUCCUUUUGUGAUGAAACCCACUACACAUUUUUUUUUUAUUUUAUUUUUUUUUUCCAUGUCCUCUCUCCUCUGCCCUCCCUCCCGGCCCACUCUUUACUCAGAUCUGUCUCUCUCAUUGGGAGCGUUGCCUUUUCUUACAGUUUUUGUUUUCUUGCUGAUUCUUUAGCUUGUUUAACUCAUUAGCAACUUAUUAGUUCCUCUUGUCAUAGGUAUUUUUACAUGCUUGCAUUUAGUUUUUAUGGUGUAUGCUGUUAUUUUUUUUUCUUAUUAACCUCCUUGGCAUUUAUUUUAAUAAAACAUUCUUAGUAAGAAUUUUA
This is a messenger RNA of Ctenopharyngodon idella (grass carp), 5064 nucleotides long. RefSeq names its product QKI, KH domain containing, RNA binding a (gene qkia). Lineage: Eukaryota; Metazoa; Chordata; Actinopteri; Cypriniformes; Xenocyprididae. Gene Ontology annotation, biological process: regulation of mRNA splicing, via spliceosome. Gene Ontology annotation, cellular component: nucleus. The record is from RefSeq and is a predicted model, not a curated record. The coding region runs from base 261 to 1412 and encodes 383 amino acids. Gene Ontology annotation, molecular function: mRNA binding. The transcript is spliced from 8 exons.